UCGGUCCGCAGGCGCGGCGCGGCCCGGCCAUGCCGGCCAAGAGGAAGCCGGUGCUGCCGGCCCUCACCAUCACUCCCAGCCCAGUCGAAGGACCCGGACCUGGACUCGGUGGUUCCGCAGAGGCUAACCUGGUGGACCUUCAGAAGAAGCUCGAGGAGCUGGAGCUGGAUGAGCAGCAAAAGAAGCGCUUGGAAGCUUUCCUCACUCAGAAAGCCAAAGUGGGAGAGCUGAAGGAUGAUGACUUUGAGCGGAUCUCUGAGCUGGGGGCUGGCAAUGGUGGUGUGGUCACCAAAGUGCAACACAAACCCUCAGGGCUCAUUAUGGCACGGAAGCUGAUUCAUCUGGAAAUCAAACCAGCCAUCAGGAAUCAGAUUAUCCGAGAGCUGCAGGUGCUGCAUGAGUGUAAUUCCCCAUAUAUUGUGGGUUUCUAUGGAGCCUUCUACAGUGAUGGAGAGAUUUCCAUCUGCAUGGAGCACAUGGACGGUGGCUCCCUGGAUCAAGUGUUGAAAGAAGCCAAAAGAAUUCCUGAAGAAAUACUGGGGAAAGUCAGUAUAGCGGUUCUGAGAGGUUUGGCCUAUCUGAGAGAGAAGCACCAAAUCAUGCACAGAGAUGUGAAGCCUUCCAACAUCCUGGUUAACUCUCGAGGAGAGAUUAAGCUGUGUGAUUUUGGGGUCAGUGGUCAGCUCAUUGACUCCAUGGCAAACUCUUUUGUGGGAACUCGGUCCUACAUGUCUCCUGAGCGAUUGCAGGGCACUCAUUACUCAGUCCAGUCCGACAUCUGGAGCAUGGGUCUGUCACUGGUGGAGCUUUCUAUUGGAAGGUACCCAAUACCCCCACCAGACUCCAAGGAACUGGAAGCAAUAUUUGGCCGUCCUGUGGUGGAUGGGGCAGAGGGAGAAUCUCACAGCGUCUCGCCGCGGGCCAGACCCCCAGGCCGCCCCAUCAGUGGCCAUGGAAUGGACAACCGACCUGCAAUGGCCAUUUUUGAACUGCUGGACUAUAUAGUUAAUGAGCCACCUCCCAAGUUGCCAAAUGGAGUUUUCACGCAAGAUUUCCAGGAGUUUGUAAAUAAAUGCUUAAUUAAGAAUCCAGCGGAACGGGCAGAUUUGAAGAUGCUGAUGAAUCACACCUUCAUCAAGCGUUCUGAAGUGGAGGAGGUGGAUUUUGCCGGCUGGCUCUGCAAAACAUUGAGGUUAAACCAGCCCAGCACACCCACCCGUGCUGCCGUGUGAUGGCCGAGCCGACCGCCUGGCGUCAGUACAUCUGCCUCUGUCACCAUUCCCUGUCCUUCAGUACACAACAGAACUGCCCUCCUUCCUUCUCCCCAGCCCCUUCUCACCUCGCAUCCCACCGGCAGAGCACCAUCACUUGGAAAUGUUAAUCAGCUGCCCCCCAACCCCAAGCAAAUGUGGGCUUGGUUUCUGUUGUUCUGGGGGGGGUCCUGGGUCUCUGCUCCAGCUUGGAGCUCUUGACAAUUGGGAAAUGUGCUGCUUAUGUUAAUUUUUUUCUUUUUUUUUUUUUUUUUUUUUUUCUUUUUUUUU
Centrocercus urophasianus (Greater sage-grouse) is the source of this 1541-nucleotide messenger RNA. It is a transcript of the gene MAP2K2, whose product is annotated as mitogen-activated protein kinase kinase 2. The record is from RefSeq and is a predicted model, not a curated record. The transcript has 11 exons. Bases 30 to 1232 code for a protein of 400 amino acids. Gene Ontology annotation, biological process: protein phosphorylation. Gene Ontology annotation, molecular function: protein kinase activity; ATP binding. Lineage: Eukaryota; Metazoa; Chordata; Aves; Galliformes; Phasianidae.